GUCCUCUUGUUCCUUCUUCCUUUUUACUCCUCGUCGUCGUCUGUCUCUCUUGCAUUCAUACUCUCAAGCACCACUCAUCGCCGAGCUAGCAGACCAGAUAUAGGCGUGCUGUCGACGUGUCGAAACUACCCAUCGUCAUAGUAUACCAAGAAUGAGCGACACCAAGCAGCUCCCCGCGCCCGUCGUGGCAAAGGCAAAGCCCAAGCCGUACCCCUUCUGGCUGGGAGGCGUCGCCGCCGCAAUGGCCGCGUCCAUUACCCACCCGCUCGACCUGACCAAGGUGCGCCUGCAGGCGACGGGCGACAAGGGCAUGAUCCAGAGCAUGCGCAAGACGAUCCACACGGCCGGCAUCCGCGGCCUGUACGACGGCCUGACCGGCACCCUCCUCCGCCAGAUGACGUACAGUGUCAUCCGCUUCGCCGUCUUUGACGAGGCCAAGGCGUAUCUGCAUACCACCCCGGGCCCCGCGCCUGCGUGGAAGCUCGCCCUCGCCGGCUCGAUCGCCGGCGGUGUCGCUGGCGUGCUGGGCAACCCCGCCGAGCUGAUGAUGGUCCGCAUGCAGGCCGACAAGGCCAAGCCGCCUGAGAAGCGCUACAACUACCGCAACUCGGUGCAGGGCCUGUACACCAUGGCCAGGACCGAGGGCAUUCUCUCGUGGUGGCGCGGCUGGGUCCCCAACACGAUCCGUUCCGUGCUCAUGAACAUGACCCAGCUGGGAGCGUACGACUGGUUCAAGUCGUCGCUGCUCCAGACUGGUUGGCUGCCCGACGGCUCGAUGCUGCACUUCCUCGCCUCGCUCGGUGCCGGAACUGUCGCCACGGCCGUCACAUCGCCCGCCGACGUCAUCAAGGCGCGCAUCAUGAACGCGAGCAAGGGCAACACGUCGGUCCUCCAAGUGCUCCGCGACUCGAUCACCAAGGAGGGCCCGCGCGUCCUCUUCAAGGGCUUCGUGCCCGCCUGGAUCCGACUCCAGCCCACGACGACGCUCAUCUUCCUCAUCCUCGAGCAGCUCAAGUCGGGCGUCGACCGCUACCGUGCCACGGGCGGCACGCUUCUCUAAGUAGUGCCCUGCUCCGGCACGACCACGGACGACCAGCGACGCACACGGCGUGCGUCGGUCGGAUACCUCACCAACCAGACUCUGGCAGCUUGACACUCGCCACAAGGGACCAAAUAGCCCCCAACUUCACUACACCCCACAGCAGCACAGCAACCGCAUCCACUGCACCUGCAAGCCGCGACAGGGCGGCCUAGCC
Messenger RNA from Vanrija pseudolonga, 1256 nucleotides. Its product is annotated as Mitochondrial dicarboxylate transporter. The transcript has 8 exons. Lineage: Eukaryota; Fungi; Basidiomycota; Tremellomycetes; Trichosporonales; Trichosporonaceae. The coding region runs from base 152 to 1060 and encodes 302 amino acids. Gene Ontology annotation, molecular function: malate transmembrane transporter activity; sulfate transmembrane transporter activity; succinate transmembrane transporter activity. Gene Ontology annotation, biological process: malate transmembrane transport; succinate transmembrane transport; oxaloacetate transport. The record is from RefSeq and is a predicted model, not a curated record.